Molecule: messenger RNA, 4551 nt
Organism: Oreochromis aureus
Lineage: Eukaryota; Metazoa; Chordata; Actinopteri; Cichliformes; Cichlidae
Product: tumor necrosis factor alpha-induced protein 2-like
Exons: 14
Coding region: 10-2250 (746 amino acids)
Biological process (GO): exocytosis; exocyst localization
Cellular component (GO): exocyst
Molecular function (GO): SNARE binding
Source: RefSeq, a predicted model, not a curated record
UGAAAUAAAAUGUCACAAAUGAUGGACAAGUCCACUGAGAACCCCGGCAAUGACCCGGUGUCCACCAAGAGCAACGGAUCCAUCAAGAGCGAUGAGAAGACGUCGACUGAUGGUGGCAUAAAUGUGGGCAUGAUGGAGAAGUUUAGAAGGAGCUUCCGGCUUUCAACACAACCUCUGUCACCUGGUCUGAGUGCUGGUUCUGCAUCCACCUCUACGAAGAGCAACCAGAAAAAAUCCAGACCACUAACACGAUCAAACACAGAACCCAGUAUGCCAAAGUUUGAUAAUACAGUUAAUAGACUGAAAGAAUCCAUUCGUUGGAGACAGAAAAAGCAAGUGCAUACACUCCCCUCUGAAGACUUGGAGGAAAAAGAACCUCGUAUGCCAAAGUUUGAUAAUGCAUUAAGGAGAAUGAGCGGAUCUUUUCAAUGGAGAUGGAAAAGGGAAGUGGAUACACUCCCCUCUGAAGACUUGAAGGAGGAAAAAGUGACUCCUACCUUUGAGGAAUACCUUGAAAUGCAAGCCUUUUGUGAGGCCACUCAGCAACUGAUAGACAGGGAGAAACAUCUGUUUUGGGAGACAGCUGAGGCUAACAAGGAAGCAGUAGAAAAGCUUGCUGCAGACCAUAAAGCCCUUGAAGAGCGUGUAUGGCAGAUUCUGCAGCAGAGUCUUUCUCUCAGCAGUGAGGAAGCAUCAGUGUCUGCUCUGAAGUCUGCAGUGAAAGCCAUCAACCUUGAGGAAGAGCAGGACCAGCUGUGGAAACAAAGAUGCCGGACGCCACCAGCCUGGAGGCCCAGUGAGUGGAAGAAGCGCCAUGACGAAGUGCUUCAAAAAUUAGUAAAUGGGCGUAUGGAUAACCAAUCAAGCCCCACUGGUGACCAGGUGAACCAGUCCUCGAUCCAGGCAGACAUCCAGUCCAUGGGCAGGCAGCUGAAGAAGGACCUGCAGUGGGUGGUGGAGAAGGUGAAGAACUGCUACCCACCAGAGAUGGACAUCUGUAACUUUUAUGCAAGACAGUACCAUCAAACUUUUAGCGCAAGACUCAAAAAGAUUGCAGACUUUGUUCUGGAUGACAAGGACUGCAGUUUCCUCCUGCGAUGGGUGAAGGAGUUUUAUCCAGGAAUCCUUGAAAAACCUGAGCUGGCCAGUAAUAUCAAUACUGAAGCGCUGGGAAACCUGCUUCCUAACGAGUUACUGAAACCUCUGGAGGAGCAGUACCUCAGCAAACAACAGAGCGACCUGAUGAUUUAUAUUGACCGAGUAUUGGAUGAAGCAAAGAAAGAGUGGGAUCAAGGAAAGGAGCCGACAAGAGAUGAUGGUUGCUACGCCAGUCCUGUGGCCUAUGAUGUCAUCCAGUUUAUCAACGGCAUCGUGACAUCAGCACAUAUAACUGUAAGAGACCCGCACAAGGCCCAGAAAAUAACAUCCAACCUGACAGACUUCAUGCAGAGGUAUCAAAAUUUUCAUGAAGACAUCAUUAAGCAAAACAAGCCGCACAGCAAAGCUUUCAUAAAGGCAAACCUCAGCUGUGUCGAACAGUUCAGGGACUUCCUUGUGGACCGCAAUCUGUUCCCAGAGGAUGUGCGGGAAAACUGUUUGCCGGUCCUGACUGAGAUGAAACAGUCUGCAUACACUUAUUUAUUAACUCCUGUGCACAAGAUCCUCAAACCACACUACAAGAAGGUGGGAACCAGUGACUGGCUGAAGAAGAACACGUUUGAGAAGCUGCUGAAUAGCACUGAAGAAGAGCUUCAACAACUUCAGGGUUCGAGUCAGUCCUCUUACCAGGAGCUGAUUGGUCAGCUUCACCAGGAAGUGACAGAAGAAUAUGUCCGGAGGCUCCUAAAAGGAGAGGUCAAACUGAAGGACAGCAAUCAGCAGCAGAAGGCUUACGAGACUGUGAAAGAAAAUGCAGAGAAACUGCACGAGCUGUUUGCCAAAAUGGGAUCCAAACAAGACUGGUUAAAGGAAAUCCUGACCAAGAUCGCAGAAGUGCUAAAACUCCAAGAUAUUCCUGCCAUACAGAUGCAAAUCGUUUCACUAGGAUCUGCUUAUCCCGACCUCAGUGAAAAACAUGUCUCGGCUCUGCUCAAACUCAAAGCAAACCUCUCCAAAGCCGACAAGAAAACUAUCAAAACCACAGUGCUGGACAUACUGACAGAGAGCCAUACUAAUGCUGAAACCCGGACGUUUUUCUCCAAAGUUGAAGUGAUGAGCCGUUCAUUUGCUUUUCAGAAUAUCACUGACUGAAAGUUGGGUUGCAGAGUGUAUUAUAUUGUGUGAUAGAUAAGAUGGAGUGAAUGCUAGUGUUUUUAGUCUGUCUGUAAAGAUGUACAAACUGACUGCCAUGGACAAUUCUCCAUGUAUUUUUUCUUGUUGUCUGUUAGUGUUUUUCAACCUUUUUGUUGACUUGAGCAACAGUGAGUGUUAGCCUAAGUGUUUCUUUCUAUUUAGUUAAUUAUUAUUUUGAAAGAUCAUGACUUAUGUGGAAACACUUCCUCCUUGGACCUCAGACACUGUUAUUCAAUUUUCUACAGUUAAACUUUCUUCUAAAUUUUUGUCUUAGAGGUGCAGGCUUCUCUCUUAAAACAUUGUCACCACGUGCUCUGCUUCACUUGGAGGUAAACAUAGUCUUGUACACAGAAAUGGGGGCGAGGAAAUGUGCAGAUUGGUUCCAAAUGCUUUUGAUUUACUAGCAUAGGCACAUUGGUGACAUCAAAAUAGGCUGGCAUGCACGUUUCACAAAUCUAACAGUAAUUUUUCGUGUGGACUUGUUUAUGUAUUAGUAAAUGAGGCCCAUUGUCUCCACCAUGUUUCAUAGAUAAUGUGGUAGUGAAAUGGAUCUCAAGCUGUUUCUCUCCUUCUCCUGACUUUCUCUUCCCAUGUUUCUUAAGUUACAAGUUAAUCUUGGUUUCAUCUUUUCAAAGAUAGUUUUUCGAAACCUGUGCUAGGUGUUCUAGAUGUUUUCUUGCAAAGUCUAAUCUGACCUUCUUGUUCUUCAGCGUAUCCUCAUGUUUGCACCUUGUUGUAAACCCUGUAUAUUUACAAGGUUGACUUCAUACUGUCAAGUGAAAGCAUCACUUGACAGGAACACACUUACCUCUCCAAGAGGGAACUUGUUCCUGACUUGUCCAGAUGUUGAGAAGUUUUUCAUAAGCAAAGAAAGAAUUCUGUUAUCAUCCACUUUAGUUUUCUUCUUUGGUCUUUCAGACCUUUCAGUGUUGCUGAGCUGGUUGGAGCAUUCAUUCUUCUUAUGAAUAAAUCAGAUUGUUGAUUUGGCCAUUUCUAGUCAAGUUUUUGCUGUCUCAGAUGGGUUUAUUUUGAUUUUUGAGUCUAAUCACACCCUCUUUCACUGGCAUCAACAUCUCUUUAGACCUCAUGACCACAUUCCAGUGAAAAAAUAUAAACUCCAGAUCUUUUAUCUGCUUAAACUGUCAUGGAAAAAUCAUGGAACAGACCUCACCUAAUCAUGAAAAUACUUAUCAGUCAGUAUGUAAUUUAUUUUUAAUCAAAUCAUUUUGUAAUUUUACAAAGAGUCAAACAGAGCAUAAGCAUGGUGUUAUACUUUAAUUUGCAUUUAAGCACGAAAGAAGACAUUUAAAGUCUUAUGCAACAUUUAGCGAUAUUUGCAAGUUCUUUCUUUGGUUAAAAAAUACAAAUUAAUUGACUAAACACAAACUGAGUUAGCUUACAUUUAAAACCAAGAAACUUUUCAACAUUCGUUCAUCAUAAUACAACAACAAGUACUGUUGUUUUUAUGUCAUGGUGAACUCAGACACACAUCCUUUAUACCACAGCAACAUUUAUGACCCUGGAUAAUAAUAAAUCUACUGGAAGUGCAGGGCCACCUUAGUGUUUCCUAUUUUCCUAUUACUGUAUUAGAUGCUGCUGAAAUCACAGAAACCAUGUGUUGUAACAAAAUGGAUAAAUAAUACCCUGAAGCGCUGGAACAUUGUUUCACAUUUAACCUUUGGGUAAAUAGUGAAGUUUUCAUUUUGAUAUUAUCCAAUAGUUUUGUAAGAAUAGAACAGAAUAGAAUAGAAUACUACAAUAUAAGGUACUGCUUUAAAAAAAAUACACAACCACUGAAAGAAGUCAGAAUUUCUACAAUUUAUGUUUGUUUCUUGGUUUGUGCAAGUUAGUACUGAAUAAUUCUUUGUUCUUGUAUAUGUACCAGAAGAUAAAUGGUAAUAUUGUGUUGACAGUAAAGUAACAAAACACACUGUUUAAAAAUAUUAUAUUUGUCCUGUGAUGUUUUACACGCUAUUGUUUGACAUCAGAAAAAGAAAAACGACAUAUUUCACAUAUUUCAAUGACAUGUCAAUCUCAAGGAAACCAGACAUAUAGCUGUCAAAGUCAUUUCUCAGGUAAAAAUAUUUUAAUGUGUAUUAUUAUUAUUAUUAUUAUUAUUAUUAUCAUUAUUAUUUAUUUUGUAUUUUGCAUAAGUGGCUUAAGCUGGGGUUUUUUUCAGUUUUUGUGAUUGUAGCUAAGAAGAUUUAAACAUUGCUUUACUGAAAUGCAUAUAUGGUAAUACCAAUAAAAGGCCACUAU